Molecule: messenger RNA, 4218 nt
Organism: Nematolebias whitei (Rio pearlfish)
Lineage: Eukaryota; Metazoa; Chordata; Actinopteri; Cyprinodontiformes; Rivulidae
Product: synaptosomal-associated protein 25-B
Exons: 8
Coding region: 154-768 (204 amino acids)
Biological process (GO): synaptic vesicle priming; exocytosis; synaptic vesicle fusion to presynaptic active zone membrane
Cellular component (GO): plasma membrane; synaptobrevin 2-SNAP-25-syntaxin-1a-complexin I complex
Molecular function (GO): syntaxin-1 binding; SNAP receptor activity; voltage-gated potassium channel activity
Source: RefSeq, a predicted model, not a curated record
GAGCAGAAGGAGGGGGAUAGUCCCGUUAACCGCAGCUCAGGAGCGGACAUUUUCACGCUGCUCCGACUCACGCACGGAGCAAAAUUAAAAAGCAGACAAGAAAAAUAAAGUUAAACAGUUCAUUCUGAUUGAGGUCAAAGAUCAGCAGGCAUCAUGGCAGAUGAAGCAGACAUGCGCAACGAAUUGUCCGACCUGCAGACACGAGCAGACCAGAUUGCCGAUGAGUCUCUGGAGAGCACUCGACGUAUGCUUGCUCUGGUUGAGGAGAGUAAAGAUGCCGGCAUCAGGACUCUGGUCAUGCUGGACGAACAAGGAGAACAACUGGAGCGCAUCGAGGAGGGGAUGGACCAAAUCAAUAAGGACAUGAUGGAUGCAGAAAAGAAUCUGAACAAUCUAGGACAGUUCUGUGGUCUUUGUACAUGUCCCUGUAACAAGUUUAAGGGUGGGGGCCAGGCCUGGGGAGGGAACCAGGACGGAGUGGUGAACAGCCAGCCAGGGGCUCGAGUGGUAGACGAGCGUGAACAGAUGGCCAUCAGUGGGGGCUUCAUCCGCAGGGUAACAAAUGACGCCCGGGAGAAUGAAAUGGAUGAGAACCUCGAGCAGGUGGGUGGGAUCAUCGGCAACUUGCGUCACAUGGCGUUGGACAUGGGCCAGGAGAUCGACACCCAGAACCGCCAGAUUGAAAGGAUCAUGGAGCAGGCUGAUUCCAACAAGACCAGGAUUGAUGAGGCCAACCAGCGUGCUACAAAGAUGUUGGGCAGUGGCUAAACUGCAGCUUAAAGUGCUCUCAUCCCCGUUAAACCCCAGUCAGCCUGAAAACGAGACCAACCAAACCCAGCCCUGCCCCCAACACCAAUGCCGACAGCAGGCGCUACAAAUUCAUGCUUUUAUUGUGAUACUGGUAGAGGUUUGCACACAUGCACAUAUCAUACAUCACUUCACUUCCUCCUCCCUCUUUCCUUUAACACUCCAUUUAUUUCCACUCUUGUUCUUAACGUUGUUCUGUGAUGUUGCGCUUUAAAUAUGGCUUAUACUGUAUACUGUCCUGUUGCACAUUGUCCAGUCAAACCUUCUCUACGCUGUACAUAGAACAUCUUUAAUGGCUUCAGUGAUUUAGACCACUUGUCCUAUUCUCUUUCUUUUUUAAUUCUUGGUGUAAAAUAAACUGUAUCUACAUUUUUAUUUUCACACUGUCCUUUUCCUACGUCAGUAUUCUAGUCUGAUACAAGUUGGCCUGAUUCACCAAAGGACUGUGCAGCUUUAGUAGGCACUACACAAGCUCAAAGCAAUGAUUGGGCAUACGUCAGGUUCAGAAAGACCUCCUCAAGGGAGAUGUGUACCUCAAACUGUGCUGCCAACCAAACAGCAUUUCUUUGCACUGAUUGCCCACAUUUUAAUAAAUAAAUUUUCAUGCAUUUAGAGAAGAAAUUGCCCAUACUUUUGUAUGUAACGUUGUUUGAGACACCCAUUUAAUGAGAAAUAUCUUGUGAGAGCUGGUGGUAAUUGUGUCUCAGGAGAAGAAACAGAGGAAUCCGAUGCACUAUUAACUUCCCACCAAAAGGCAUGCCACAAAAAGUUUGUCCUCUCUUCAAGUAAUAAGUGUCGAGCCUUGAUGCUUUUACAGAAAAUGGUUCAAGAAGUAAUUCAAAACUUGUUGCUAAAUGGUUUAGCUAAGUUUACUUGUUGCAGAAUAUGUUUCAGAACGUUUCAACAGAUGGGGCUUCACAUCCAGAAGUUAACAAACACAACUAGCCCAUUAAUUAAAACCUGUUCUCAUCCUGCAGUACAGCCAAGGACACAGCUGGGGGGCAGUGGGGGUGUGAGCCUCAACCCUCCAUCCAGGAGGAAAGGUUGCAGCAAGCAUCCCUUGGUCUGGAGCAGAAACCAAAAAUUAAUUAAUUCUUUCUCAUUUAAUUAAUUAAAAGUAAUGGUCAAAAAAGCACAAAAGCAAUUUAAUUUUUUUUUUAAUAUCUCAUAAGUUUAAGUACUUAAUUUACAACUGCAUUUUAAACUUCAGCAAACACGUUUUUCUUUAACUAAAUUAGUUAAAUGUAUAAAUUAUGCCAUCGUAUCGUAGUGUCAUAAAUCUGCAGCUGUUCAAUAAAGAACCAACAUCAUUAUUGUUUUAUAAACGACAUUAAAAAUACAUUUUUCUUUCUCUCUGCCCCUUCUGUCAUAUUUCCACUGUGCAGCUAGAACAGCUGUGUAUUGGCACAAAGAAUAAAAACUGCUCACACCUGCUGAGCUUGACGGGAGUGUUUGUGUCCACUGGUGGCUCCUGAGCCAAAAUAUCAGUGGGGUGGACAUUAAUUUCCUGAAUUACUAACCGCACAAGUCGCAUUACAUUUUCUGUGGUAAAAAUAGGAUAUAUGUUGCUUAAUAUUUAUUUUGUUGUUUAUUAAAAAAAAUGUGUACAAAUCAUUAUUCUUCCUCCCGCAGGUCGAGGUUAUGUCUCGUGAAAAACAGUCCCGUCUAAUAAAUCAGAGAAAUGGAAGCCUCCCACAUCCACCCCCGCCAGAAACAGAGAUAAUUUGACUAAAUUAAUUAACGCAACGCGCGACUGACUGACACAUGAGGCAGAACGAACAGCCGAACACUCACGCUCAAAACUGUUUGGAUCGGUAAAGUUUUUUUCACUUUUAAAAAUAAAACAAUGUAAAAGUUAAAAAUACUGGUCGAAUAUAUCAGCACUGAUUGAAACAGAUGUUCCAAACAGGAAUUGAACCUGUGGUCUGAUUAUAUGACUUUAACCACUGAGCCAAUGCAGUCAUUUACACUUUGGAUGCCACAGAACUAGUUCAAUAAGAUUCUGCCAUGUUGUUGAAAAUGUCUGCCCUCCUCAGUUUUCUGUUCUGGUCCCCUCUGUCUGCUCCAAAUGGAUCUGAACAGAAUAUCUCCACAGCACAGAAGGUUUAGCUGCAGCUAUUCCUGCGUUAGAGCUCAGGUCAAGUGUUAGUGGUCGUAUUAAUGCGCUAAAACCAGAGGAACGUGUCCACGGGGGAGAAAAUCUGACGCCCUGAAUGAGACUAUUGGAUUUGGCUGUUCAAGUCACUGGUCAUGUUCCGAUCUGCUUGAUGAAUACAGGUAGCUUAAUGGUAACGCCUCCGUAACAGUAAAUAAGUGAAAAACAGAAUCAAUCACUAAACAUUGUUUUAAAUUCCAGUUAAAAUUGUGAAAAUAAUUUUAAAAAAUGCAAAGAACAAAACAAUACACAGUAAGCUCAGUAAAUAAUUUUUAGGUUUGCCCCAGUGGACCAGCCGCCACUUUAUAUCCAAGAUAUAAAUUAGCUUUUUUUUUUGGUUUGGAGAAUCGAAUGCUAAGACAGAACAAAUAAAAGGAGCAAAUGAUGUGCAAAUAUUGGAGCAACUAUGAGGUGCUGCCCAUUCUUAGUGAAUCAGGCCUUCUUUACUUUAUAGUUGUUAUUAAGAAGGUCAUAAUGCUACACAAUAAAUCCAGACAUUUCGUCCUAGAAAUUGUGGUAAUAGACAACUGUUCAAAUACUGAUACUUCAUGUGGAGUGAAACUGCACAGAUCUUACUAGUGACAAGUGGUCUAGGACCCUGGUUUUAAGUAUUUGUGCCACUUAAAGGGAAACGUGGCUUUUUGGUCAGAACUGCGUGCCAGUAUAUUUACCAAGGAUAAUAUUGGAAUAGUAUUAAAAGGAAUUGAUGCCAUAAAACUGUGUAGUUUUACCCUUCCUCAAGGAGCUAAAUUGGACCACUCAAUAACAAAGUGUUCAAUAAUUUAUUUAUACAUUAAAACCUAUGAAAGCAUAUUCCUAUUAUAAUAUAUAUAUAUGUACACAGACAGACAUACUUUAUAUGUGCGUGCGUGGGUAAAGUUGUAUUUAUUUAUGAUUUGAAAGGAAUUUCAUGUGAAAAUAUCAGGCUGUAAGAGCAAAUGUGAAAUUGUAACAAAGACCAAAGGAAAUGUGCCGUGAGUUUAAGUGUUGAGCAUAUUUAAAGAAAGGUCAACGACCUCUUCACAUCGUUCUGCCCUUAGCGACAUGAAAAACUGCAUUCAUUCAUGAAGUGUGUUUUGCAUGUCCUUCAGCUGCUUGAAAAUAAUCCAUUUAUUCAGGCAAAACUAUCCGGACAGGGCAACAGCAUGCUACAUGCUGUAUGUAGCCCACACAUAUUUAUCUGCAGUAGUGCCACUCUGUUUUCUGUCUCUCUUUCCAGACUGUGACAUCACUGUAAAAUAUCAUGUACCUUGAUA